UUACUUUAUACUCAGGAGGGAAAUUCCAUCCCCACGGAAAACGAGUUUGAAGUGAUGCAACGCCUUGUAUCAUUAAAGGCUGACUACAAAAGGCUUCGUCUUGCCUGGACUGAAGCUAAGGCCGAUCUUCAGGCCAAAGAGACAAAACUGUUGGACUGUGUGCGGCUCUUCCAUCAGGGUAAGCAGCAGGACUGGUGUUGUUAA
Protopolystoma xenopodis is the source of this 204-nucleotide messenger RNA. The record is from the annotation of a GenBank genome assembly. NCBI's taxonomy places the organism in Eukaryota, Metazoa, Platyhelminthes, Monogenea, Polystomatidea, Polystomatidae.